UGAGACGCCGAUUGAUAUUUUACUUCAUCAAAAGCAUCAAAACAACAAAAUACAAAUUAUUAUACAAAGUAGUUCUCAACAAACCUCUUUAACAAUUCCUACUCACUACCGACGAACACGACCUCAAAACUUUAACAGAUAUAUUAAAGAUGCAUGCAAUGCUGAAGUUGACCUUGACCUUGAAUUAUAUGAUAAAAGAGAUAUCCUAUCUCUUGUAAGUGUUGUCAUUGAUACUGCAAAAACAAAUAGACAACGACUCUUUGU
Diversispora eburnea is the source of this 264-nucleotide messenger RNA. Lineage: Eukaryota; Fungi; Glomeromycota; Glomeromycetes; Diversisporales; Diversisporaceae. The record is from the annotation of a GenBank genome assembly.